UCACAUAACGCCUGGGAGCCAAGAUGGCGUCUACGAAAACAACAACACCGCUGUUAUUAUUUUGCCUGGCAUCUUUUUCAAUUAAAAUCACCUCCGCCAGACUUUUACCUGAGCCUUGUUACAAACCUCCUGUGACAAGGUCGGACUCUGUCAGGACACGGCCUCGCCCACACGAGUAUGUGAAGGCGUCCGACCUUCCUCCGUCCUGGGACUGGAGGAACAUCGCGGGGAAGAACUAUGUGAGCGUCACACGGAACCAGCACAUCCCCCAGUACUGCGGGUCCUGCUGGGCCAUGGGAGCCACCAGUGCGCUAGCUGACCGUAUAAACAUCAAGCGUGGAGGAGCGUGGCCGUCGGCCUACCUGUCGGUGCAGAACGUGAUAGACUGCGGCGGGGCGGGCUCUUGUUACGGAGGAGAUCACCUGAGAGUCUACGCCUACGCACACAGGAGAGGCAUUCCCGACGAAACCUGCAACAACUACCAAGCCAAAAACCAAAAGUGUGAGCAGUUCAACCAGUGCGGCACGUGCUCCUUCUUUCAGUCGUGUGCUGUCGUGAAGAACUACACCGUGUGGAAAGUGGGCGACUACGGAGAAGUUUCGGGGAGAGACGAGAUGAAAGCUGAAAUUUACACCAACGGGCCCAUCAGCUGUGCCCUGAUGGCCACCGACGGCCUGGAGGGAUACUCCGGAGGAGUCUUCUCAGAGUUUCACCCGCUGUCUUUGCCCAAUCACAUCGUGUCUGUGGCUGGUUGGGGCUUGGCAGAGGACGGGACCGAGUACUGGAUCGUCAGGAACUCCUGGGGAGAGUUUUGGGGAGAACAUGGCUGGGCAAGAAUAGUCACCAGUGCCUAUAAAGGAGGAAAAGGCAACUGGUUCAACCUGGGUGUUGAGAAGAACUGUGCAUAUGGAGACCUGUUGUAACGUACAUUAAACUGCCCGAGGUGAUGGAGGCUUUUUUUUUUUUUUUUUUUUUUACAAAUUAAAGGAGUAGUUCAACAUUUUAGGAGCAAAGUUUAUUUAACUUAGAAAGUCAAAUUGUAAAAAAAGACAAUUUACUCUUCUAUUGUUUGGAUGUGAGCAGUAACCUCCACUGGUUGCCAGGCAACUGGUUCAGGCCAAGAAAUUGUUUGGCAUACAACCGAAACGUGUCAUCUUUACACUUUGUUUUUUUUUUAUGGAAUAAAUAAACUAGACAUAACAUUUAAUUAGUGAGCUUUAGAGGUUCUGGUAAGUGGAUUUUAUUAUGUUUUGUUACGACUGAGGAAGACGAGUUGUGUUUCCCCCUCUGUCCAGUGUUUAUUGGUUUAUGGUGAGCUACGCUAACGAGCAUAGUGCUACGCGUUUACCUCUCAGACGUGAGAGUGGCAUCGAAGGAGGAAAGAUUAGCUCCAUUUUGAUGUCCACUGAUGUAUUAAACCUGUAAUAAUGCAUUCAUUUUUCAUAAUUCAUGGAAACACAUGUAGAAUCUUGUUAGUACAGAUUUUAGUUUUGUUUUUUUAAUAUAUUUUUUAUUUGCUUUUUAAUGGAUAACAGCUGUAAAGUGACAGAAAAGUGAGAGAAACACACGAAAAAAAGGCCACAGGUUGAACCCAUGGCUGCUGCAGCAAGGACUCAUGGGACAUGGGGCACCAGCUCUACCAGAUGAGCUACCAGGGUGCCCAGUUAUUGCAGAUUUAUACAUUUUGUUAGACUAAUAAAUGCAACUUUAGAGCUACCUUCAUGAAUCUUACAAACUUAACCACUGAAUUUACAUAAAUAUCCUGACACAACAUCAAGAUUCAGGCCUGGAAAUCCAAAGUGGACAGAUAACCUGCUCCUGAAUGCAGCUUAAGCUCCAAAUAACUCUCAGAAAAAACCCUGCAGGUUCUUCAGUUCAGAUCCAUUAUCACGUUUCUAAGGAAACUAUUUAUUCCUUCAAAUGACAGGCGAGCUGAGUCACUCACAUUUAAAUUCACCUGUGAUUAAACGUUAGUGGGGAGAUUACAGAUAUAUUGUUCUUUCAUAACAUCUGCACAGCACAACAACAGCUUCUGAGCGAGUGUCCGAAGGAUUUAACCUCAAACCUGGUUGGAUUCAGUAUCACGGAGAUCCAGCAGCUACAGUAACCGGCUCGCUUAUAGCAAACCGGGGGGGGACUUACUUCUUAUGCAAACCUGACGCAUAUGGAAAUGUCCUCUUUAUCGCCUUAGUUUGUUAUGAUAAUGAAUCUGCAGAUUUUUAGAAGAAAAGGGGGCCUUUAGAGGACACCGAGGUCACGUCCUGCUCCACAUCCUUCAAAAUGAAAACAACCACUCUGGAUAUUUAAUAGUUCAUGGCAUUAUUUUUAGACUCUUUCAUUAUAGUUGCUUGUAGCACGAAGAUCUAAAUGCUGUUUCAAAGCCUUCUUCAUCAUAUCAGGAGUGAUAUUCUGGUGGAGAAAUAUUAGAUUUUUAAAAUAUAUUAGAUGAAGUUAGAGACGCUUUAAGGCUGGUGAUGUUAUUUUUUUUUUUUUUGUCAACAAAUCCAGUGAAAAGACCAAACAAUUAAUUGUUCUGAGUAUCUUUUAUGUAUCCUGGUGUGUCUUAUUCCUCUGUGUCACAGAGCUCCACUGUUAUAACUAUUAAAAACACAUCAAUGAGCCACA
Messenger RNA from Dicentrarchus labrax (European seabass), 2625 nucleotides. RefSeq names its product cathepsin Z. Gene Ontology annotation, cellular component: lysosome. NCBI's taxonomy places the organism in Eukaryota, Metazoa, Chordata, Actinopteri, Moronidae. Bases 24 to 923 code for a protein of 299 amino acids. Gene Ontology annotation, molecular function: cysteine-type endopeptidase activity. The record is from RefSeq and is a predicted model, not a curated record. The transcript has 7 exons.